Molecule: messenger RNA, 1863 nt
Organism: Leishmania braziliensis MHOM/BR/75/M2904
Lineage: Eukaryota; Euglenozoa; Kinetoplastea; Trypanosomatida; Trypanosomatidae
Exons: 1
Coding region: 1-1863 (620 amino acids)
Biological process (GO): transmembrane transport
Cellular component (GO): membrane
Molecular function (GO): xenobiotic transmembrane transporter activity; antiporter activity
Source: RefSeq, a predicted model, not a curated record
AUGUCUGUUCGGCCGCACGGCGACUCCGAGAAUGACAUGGUGAUCGAGAACCUAUCCUUCUCCUCACACGUCUCGACUGUUGGCCGUGGUGCGGCUGCCGAUCUCGAGUCCAUCGCUUACGCCAUCGUGAGUACGGACCGCCACUCAGAAGGCCAUGUGGCGUCCGGUACCGGUGGCCAGGAGGGGAUGUCUGGCGCGUGCAGGGACAUGUCGACCAUGGACAUUGUGAAGAAGUUCUUCUUUGUAGGGUACCCGCUGACGCUGUCGUCGCUGGGGCAGUUCUCGCUGAACCUCGUCAUUAUCAUGGUGAUUGGACAGCUGCUGGGCCUCGAGGCUAUGGGCGGCGCGUCCCUUGCCGUGGGGCUGAUGAACGCCACAGGGUUUGCCUUCGGUGCCGGGCUGUGCGGCGCCCUGGAGACGGUCCUGUCGCACAGCUUUGGCCACUUCCAGCAGGAAGAGGAGAAACGGCUGGCACGGGCGAAGGCAGCGGCUGCUCGGGCAGGCACUGCGGUGGAGCCGCCGGUACCCUACACGCUUCACAUAUACGGCAUCUAUGCUCAGCGCAUGGCCAUCAUUCUCAUAGGGGCUGCCGUGCCGCUAGGCUUCAUUUUGUGUUUUGCUGACACGUUGCUUAGCGGUCUUGGCGAGAGCGCCGCCGUGGUGCACUACACAGGCAGGUGGUGCCGCUGGGCAGUAUUCGGAAUUCCCGGAGCCAUGGCGUUUCAGCUUGCCCAGCGGUACUAUUCGUGCCAGCACAUGACGAAGCCGCUGGCUGUUGCCCUCUUUUCAGCCUCCGUCGCCAAUCCCAUUCUGCAGUUCAUCUUUGUGAAGCUCUUGGGCUUCACAGGCUCUCCAAUCGCGUGGCUGAUAAUGAUUACUGGCACUGUUGUGGGCCUCACGUGCUACCUACGAUACACUGGUAAAUACAAGCUGACAUGGGGUGGGUGGGACAUCCGUGGCGCGCAGGGCCUGGGCAGCCUCCUCAAAAUAGCCCUACCUUCAAUGGGCAUGAUGCUGAGUGAGUGGGUUGCUCUUGAAGUGAAUGCGCUUGCCGGUGGCUACGGCACGGCUCCGGAGCUUGGCGCGUACACAAUCACUCUGCAGGUCUUCAGUAUUAUGUGGGCCAUGUCUUCCGGUGUGACGACGUUGACUUCUGUGUUUGUGGGCAAUGCCAUUGGUGAGGGCAAGCCGCUCCUUGCGCGACGCAUUACCUUUACCGCAAUCGGUGUUGUGUUGUGCAUUGGGGUUUUUGAUGUAGCGCUGUGCCUUCUCCUGGAGCCCUUUAUCCCGUCGUUCUUCGUGAAGGUAGAUGAGGUGGACGCUGUGACAGUCAUCUACCGGGAGUUGAUGUCUUUGGUCAUGCCGUACCACUUCUUCGACAUUUUCCAGAGCACUGUGAUGGGCGCUCUUCGUGGGUGUGGGCUGCAGAGGCUCGGCGCGGUUAUCAUCUCCGUGGCGUUUUGUGUGGUAGGUGUCCCGCUGAGCUUUCUGUUGUUCUUCUACUUCAAGAUAGGUAUCAAGGCACUGUGGAUCGGACCGUUCACUGGCGUCGUGGGGGUGGGGACGCCUCUGUACAUCUAUAUCCUUCUACGGUACAUCAAGUGGGAGGACCUAAGACCUCACACGGAGAACACUUCGGCCCUGACGGAGGCAGAUACUGGUUGUGCUCGUGCUAGUACCAUCAACAACCCUGCUGAAGUACCGCCGGAGAGCGCAACCGCUACUCUGACAGCUGCCCCGGCUGCAACGGUGCGGCAGUUUGUCGACGCCGCCACGCCAAGCCCAGCGGCGCAGGGGUCGACUGCCGCCUUUGCUGCUAAGAAGUCUCCGCCGAAGAACGGGCACCUGCAUGUGCCGUCGUGA